Messenger RNA from Fonsecaea nubica, 912 nucleotides. RefSeq lists its product as hypothetical. The transcript has a single exon. The record is from RefSeq and is a predicted model, not a curated record. Bases 1 to 912 code for a protein of 303 amino acids. Gene Ontology annotation, molecular function: glucan endo-1,3-beta-D-glucosidase activity; 1,3-beta-glucanosyltransferase activity. Gene Ontology annotation, biological process: cell wall organization. Gene Ontology annotation, cellular component: extracellular region; cell surface; fungal-type cell wall. NCBI's taxonomy places the organism in Eukaryota, Fungi, Ascomycota, Eurotiomycetes, Chaetothyriales, Herpotrichiellaceae.
AUGCGAGCCUCACAAAUUCUCGCCAUUGUGGCUGCCCUGCCUUCCACUCUCGCUGCAUACAAGGGCUUCAAUUAUGGUUCCGCGGGCAACGACCAGUCUGCCUUUGAAGGUCAAUUCAAUUCGGCCAAGGCUUUGGGCUUUGAUUCUGCCCGUCUGUACACCAUGAUUCAAGACGGAACCACCAACACUCCCAUCUCUGCCAUCCCGGCAGCCAUCAGCACCGGCACAUCCCUCUUGCUCGGCUUGUGGGCCUCUGCUGGGGACGCCAUAUUCGCCAACGAGGUCGCCGCACUCAAUGCCGCCAUCGCACAAUAUGGUUCAGCUUUCACCGACUUGAUUGCUGGCAUCAGCGUGGGCAGUGAAGACAUCUACCGCAUCACCCCGAUCGGCAUCGAGAACAACUCUGGUGUCGGAGUGGGCCCAGCCACCAUUAUCAACUAUAUCAACCAAGUUCGAUCGGCCAUAGCUGGUACCUCGGCCGCAGGAAAGCCCGUUGGUCACGUCGACACCUACAAUGUGUGGACCAACUCCAGCCAAAACGACCUGAUUGGAGCUUGCGACUUCCUUGGUGUGGACGCAUAUCCUUAUUAUGAGACGACCAAAGCGAACAGCAUCGACAACGCCAACGCUACCUUUUGGGAUGAUUAUGACGUGACGGUUGCUGCCGCUCAGGGUAAGCCUGUCUGGAUCACUGAAACAGGUUGGCCCGUGUCGGGUCCCACCAGUGGACAAGCUGUUGCUUCGGUCCAGAAUGCACAGACUUACUAUGAUGAGGUCGGAUGCACAGCGUUCGGUGAAGGCGUCAACACCUGGUGGUACAUUCUUCAGGACACUGGCGCCAGUCCCAGUUUUGGGCUUGUGGGCGCUGGUUCACCUCCUCCAACCACGCCACUGUACUCUCUGAGCUGCUAA